GGAACGAUGAAACGACCCUAAUACCACUUAUGCAGCUACAUUUAAGUCGCUAACCUUCAUAACAAAAUAUGAAUAUGUAUAUGGACAAAAUAAAACAAUAGGAAAGACUAGAUUAGAAUUUAAAACGAAAAUGUUAUAUAUGAAUUUAUAUCAAUUAUAUCAAAGCGUUAAUAAUAUUAUUCAUACAUAGCUGAAUGUCCAUAACUUAUAAAAGAAAGCUUAAAAAAUGAAAAUAAUAUAAAACAUUAUACAGAUCAUUUGAAAAUGAUUUUUGAAUUUCUCAAACGAUUAUUUUGGAAAGCAGAUGAAGGCAAUCGAAAACGUAAAGCAAGUGAAACCCUUAUCAAAAUUAAUGACGAUGAAAUUCUUACUAAAAAAUGUCGUCGUGAUUUUGUAUCCAGUAACCAUGUUAAAAUCAACCAAACACAAUUAAAUUCAUCGAAUCAUUCAUCUUUAAAUUCACAAGAAUUAAAAAUUAAAAUGCAAAAUAACAAGAAAUUAGAUUCGUUGGAAGCUGUAAAUUUAAGUUUACCUCCAAUUAAUAUAAGUACUUUUGAAAUAGAUAAUUCUAUGGUACAAAAAGAAUCAAAUCAAUUUACAUUAUACAAUACUUAUAGAUUAUCAGAAAAAAAACAAUACAGUGAUAUGUUACUAAAUUUUUUACCUUCUGAAAGAAACAAUAUUGAUAAAGAAAUAUGUAGCAAUGUACAUCAAGGAAAUCUUAAUAAAAAACAAUUUUUAGAACAGCAGUUAUUUGAUAAUAAAUAUGAUAAGUCUUCAAAUUUUCAAUCAAAAAUCAUUUAUAAAUCUUGGGCUUUUCAUAAUUCUCACAAAUAUCUAAAAUCUCAGUCUCAAAAAUGUGUACCUCUAAGUGAUAUAACUCAUGAACAAGAAUAUAAAAAACAGAAUCAAGAAUGCAGUAAAUCUCAAAAUUCAAUAAUUCGAAGUCCACCAAUAGAAGUUAUAAAAACAAAUACAUUAAGAGACAAGUUAUCAUCAAAACAAGUAAUGAAACAAAAUUUUAUUUCUCAAAUAACUGAAAAAUAUGAUGAACGCAUAAAACAGCGUUAUAAAGAAGCAGAAGAAUUAAAAAAACUAACAUACAUUUUAUCAAAACAUAAUCAGUUGAGUAGAGAAACUGCUCUUGAAGAUCAUUUAAAUCGUUCAAUGCGUCUAUGUGAAGCUGUUCUAGAUGAAGGAUUACCUGAAGAGGUAUCAAAACUACCUCAACUCACUCUAGAUAUGAAAGAACGCAUAAAACUUGCUUUAUCAUCAGGUGCUACAGAUGAAGUUUUAGUAGAAAAAUUUGGAUUAAGAAUAACCAAAAAAGAUAUUCAAACAUUAGCUGGUUUAAAUUGGCUCAAUGAUGAAGUAAUCAAUUUUUAUAUGAAUUUAAUAAUGACUCGAAGUAACAAUGAUAAAUAUCCUAAUGUUUAUGCUAUGAAUACAUUCUUUUACCCAAAACUUAUUUCUGGGGGACAUUCGUCUUUAAAGCGAUGGACUAGAAAAGUAGAUAUAUUUGCCAAAGAUAUAAUAGUUAUACCAAUUCAUUUGGGAAUUCACUGGUGCAUGUCUAUAAUAGACUUUCGGAAAAGAUCUAUUCAAUAUUUUGACAGCAUGGGAUCUCCGAAUUAUAAAUGUUUGCAGGUGUUAAAGCAAUAUUUACAGGAAGAAAGUAUAGAUAAAAAGAAGAAACAUUUUGACUUUCUUGAUUGGACCUUUGAAUGUAUAAAAGAUAUACCACAACAGAUGAAUGGUAGUGACUGUGGAGUUUUUUCUUGUAUGUUUGCUGAAUAUAUCUGUUCAAAUAAAACAAUUAAUUUUACUCAAGAUGAUAUGCCAUACUUCAGAAAUAAAAUGGUUUAUGAAAUAUUGACAGUACAAUUACUAUGAUUCUGCAAAGUUAUUAAAUUAGUAACAUUUGAAUAAUAUUCUAUAUUGUACAAUAAAUAAUUGUUCAUAAUAGAUCUACAAAUCAUCUCACAAUAUACACAUUUUUUAUCAUAUAAUGUAAAUUAAAAAUAAAAAUAAAAUUAUCCUAUUAUUAAAAUACAAAAAAUUGUAAUAAUAUGUAGUUUAAUGAUUUCUGUCUGUAAUUAAAGUUUAAUCAAAUAAAUUAAUAUACGAGUUA
Molecule: messenger RNA, 2131 nt
Organism: Nasonia vitripennis (jewel wasp)
Lineage: Eukaryota; Metazoa; Arthropoda; Insecta; Hymenoptera; Pteromalidae
Product: sentrin-specific protease 1
Exons: 2
Coding region: 265-1893 (542 amino acids)
Biological process (GO): protein desumoylation
Cellular component (GO): nucleus
Molecular function (GO): deSUMOylase activity
Source: RefSeq, a predicted model, not a curated record